Molecule: messenger RNA, 1533 nt
Organism: Aedes albopictus (Asian tiger mosquito)
Lineage: Eukaryota; Metazoa; Arthropoda; Insecta; Diptera; Culicidae
Exons: 2
Coding region: 122-964 (280 amino acids)
Molecular function (GO): zinc ion binding; nucleic acid binding
Source: RefSeq, a predicted model, not a curated record
UAAUGCAGUUAAAGAGGAGCACAAAAAAGCAUAUUUAGCCACUUUAGGUGGUCCUGUUGUGUAUUCUGAAUUAAAAUUACUAUACCCUAAUACCGAUUUGAAUACUAUUGCAUACAGGGAUAUGAUUUCAAAACUAAAGGCAAGAUUUGACAAAGUGGCGCCUGAUAUUAUUCAGCGUCUGAAUUUUAAUAACCGUAUGCAACAGAAGGACGAAUCGGUCGAGGAUUUUGUCCUUGCUGUAAAAUUGCAAGCUGAAUUUUGCACUUUUGGUGAUUAUAAAUCUAUAGCCAUCAGAGACCGGGUAAUUGCUGGUAUAAGGGACAAGGCCCUCCAGCAGCGGCUCCUUAAUGAGGAAAAUUUGACACUAGCAACAGCAGAAAAAAUCAUUGCCACUUGGGAGGUGGCAGGAGCGAACUCCAAAGGUUUGGCCGACAAUAAUGUUGGGGAAAGGAUUGCUACUAUAGCAUCUGAUAAUAAACUUGACGACAAGAGGCUCAGUAAAUUAGAGCAAUUACUUGCAACAAUGAGGUUGGCUAGGGCUGAAAAUGUAGAUCCUGGGGAGGGUCACAGUAGGGGACCGGUGAAGUCGAGGUUAGGCUAUAGACAGGAUACCCCACGAAGACAAGCGAGCUACAACGAACGGUCAGGACCAUACAACCCCAGGAUGCGAGGGGACUGGAGAGGCAACCGAGACAAGCAAAAAGGACAUUAUGCGGAUUUGAUUUGUGACUUUUGUGGAAUCAAAGGUCACAUUAAGCGCAAAUGCUUCAAGCUAAAGAACAUGAAAAGGGAUGCAGUGAACUUCGUGGACCAGCAGAAUCCGGAACCCAGUAAGGACGAUGGCUGGGAGGAGCUGUUCAAUAAGCUGAAAGCAGACGAUUCUGAGAGUGAGGAUGAUUGGGAUGCAGGUGCAAAUUGGAAACGGUCCCAUCAUGGCUCAUCGCGACCAGGUGCGAAGAUGUAACGUAGACGACCGAUGCAGGCCUAAUGCAGUCGUCAUCCUGAGGCGCUGCGAUGAAGAGGGAGCCGUGACGAACGAAUUGCACAAUAGCAGAGAAAUGGCAAGGGCCAAUGUGCAGCCAGCGAAUGCGGAUGCUCGAAUUAGGCGGAAGAGAAAACAUGAAGAUUCGGUGAAUGAGCAACAGGUUAUGCUUAGAAGAUCGGACAGAUCAAAAAAACCUAAGAGAGAUGAGAUGUAUGUUUACGAUUAAUCAUAUUCGUUAGUUCGUUUUUUGUUAUCAUGGAUUAUUUUUCUUUUCGAAUAUCAGAUUUUUAUAAAGUGAAUUAGAAAAAAGUGAACUUAACUCUAGAUUUAACUGUCGGCAACAGCCGGAGUAAUAACAUCCGAAGGGAUGAGAAGUUGUAGUAUAUACCCAUUUUAGAACUUUAAGAUUUAGAGUGUACCAUCAAAUGACAGCAAUGUCUAGCAACACACUUGUGUACUCACCAGGUACCUUAACACACCCAUACUUGUGAACGAGAUAAAAGCAGAGACAAAAUAGAUUUGCCAGUUCAUUCUUGUGCUAACUGUGA